Saccoglossus kowalevskii is the source of this 402-nucleotide messenger RNA. Its product is annotated as fatty acid-binding protein, liver-like. The record is from RefSeq and is a predicted model, not a curated record. Lineage: Eukaryota; Metazoa; Hemichordata; Enteropneusta; Harrimaniidae.
AUGGCUUUCUUGGGGAAAUGGGCUUUUGUGAAAAAUGAGAAGAUGAGAGAGUUUGUAAUUGCUGCCGGAGCACCAGAAGAAAAUGUAAACAAAAUGAUUGAUGUAGAUAUAACAGUGGAGUGCACCAGAGAUGGCGACUAUUACCAGAUGUCUUUCAUCGGACCCAAGAAAACCGUCGUACAGAAGUUCAAGCCGGGCGAACAAUUCAAAGAGGAAAUCGGGCCUUUCGGAAAGCACCGACAAGCUAUCGCUACAUUCGAAGGUGGUAAUAAGCUGAUCAUCAAAGGAGUCAAUGAAGGCGAAGCUGUGGAAACAAGAGAGAUAAACGGUGACGAAAUGACCUUCACUUUCACCAAACCUGGAAUUGCAUUUGUUGCAAAGCGUUUCUUCAAAAGGGCUUGA